Molecule: messenger RNA, 1817 nt
Organism: Molossus molossus (Pallas's mastiff bat)
Lineage: Eukaryota; Metazoa; Chordata; Mammalia; Chiroptera; Molossidae
Gene: SRXN1
Product: sulfiredoxin 1
Exons: 2
Coding region: 9-422 (137 amino acids)
Biological process (GO): cellular response to oxidative stress
Cellular component (GO): cytoplasm
Molecular function (GO): sulfiredoxin activity
Source: RefSeq, a predicted model, not a curated record
GCGGCGCGAUGGGGCUGCGCGCGGCAGGAGCACUGGGUAGGGCCGGGGCGGGCCGGGGGGCGCCGGAAGGACCCGGGCCCAGCGGCGGCGCGCAGGGCGGCAGCAUCCACUCGGGCUGCAUCGCCGCGGUACACAAUGUGCCGCUGAACGUGCUCAUCCGGCCGCUGCCAUCUGUUCUGGACCCGGCCAAGGUGCAGAGCCUCGUGGACACGAUCCGGGAGGACCCAGACAGCGUGCCCCCCAUCGAUGUCCUCUGGAUCAAAGGAGCCCAGGGUGGUGACUACUUCUACUCCUUUGGGGGCUGCCACCGUUACGCGGCCUACCAGCAGCUACAGCGAGAGACCAUCCCCGCCAAGCUUGUCCAGUCCACCAUCUCAGACCUAAGGGUAUACUUGGGUGCUUCCACACCGGACUUGCAAUAGCAGGAUCAUUGGCACCUGCCACCACUCCUAAAAUCCCAGAAGACACCUGGCUUCCGGCGGACUGGGACAUGCAGAAGGUGUAGCAGAGGAGCAUUCUCUUUGCUCCUGGAGGGAGGAGGGUCUGAUUCUAAGCACGCUCUUUGCUAGCAGCAAGACCUUGGACCCCCUACUGAACGGUGAGGGAGGCCCAUUUCCCACCACUGUGAAAAUGGGUCAUGUAUUUGCUUUUGAGGGAUUAUUGAGAGGAUGAAAUGAGAAAGGAGAUGGGCUUGGAGAACCGCAUGCUACUGGCUUCAGAUUCCCAGGGACAAGGAUCCUUCAGCAUUUUUGUAUUUGUAUAUCCUAUUAUGUGGAAUACAGUUAGCUGUAAGUAAAGGAAAACCUAGAUUAACAAAGAGAAGUUUGUCCAUGUAGCAUCAAUUCUGGAGACAGGUGACUGGUGGUAUUGGUUUAACAACUCAACAGAGGUAGGGCACACAUGUCUGUUUUCCUUUCGGUCUUUUCCUCAUUGCUUGUUACUUUAUGGUCACAAGGUGGCUGCAGUACUAGGAGUCAUGGCUAUGUUCAAGGAAGAAAGUAGUGGGGGAGAAGGAAGUGGACCUGUCAACUUCUAUCAUCAAGUUAAACAUUUUUCAGAGGCCUUUUUCUUGCUCCCUCCCCUGCAUAUUUCCACUUAGGUCUCCUUGGCCCACCAGCUACCAUUGCCACCCCAGAUGUAAAGAAAACUAAGACAGCAGGGAACAGAAGUGAGUAGAACAAUCACAUUCCAUCUCUGGGACUGGCACACUGCCUCCUGAAGUAAAACUGGAAUCCCACGACCAAGAGAGAAAUGAGUGAUUGGUAUUAGUUAGCCUUGGCUGUGUAGCACAGGGCAGGGGGUGGAUUUCUCCCAGGGUUGGGCCCGCUCUAGUAGAGGCAUCUCAUUAUCUGCUCUGGUGGGAUGGGGUAGGUCAGGUGGGACAUUCCAAGGGGGCCUCUGAAAGCUAAGAGUCCUGGGGGGAAGGUGCAGAGUGAGACGGGCCUUGCUCUCCCUGCCUGCUAAGCUUAGGAUAUUGGUCGGUCACUUGGCGUUUUCAAGUCUUAGUUUCCCCAGCUCAGUAAUGAAGACAGUAGCUCCCCCACCCAUUCUCUGUCCCAGGGAAAGAUGACUGAGGUGACCAACAGAAAUUAAAAGGAAUGUAGUCCUAAAUGCAGUAUGAUAUCCUGGACUGGAUUUUGGAACAACAAAAAAUAAAGGACAUUAGUGAAAAAACUGGAACUCUGAAUAAGGCCUGGGUUUUAGUUAAUAAUAACACAAUGUAAGUUUCUUUGCUUUGACAUCUUAGUACCAUGUAAAAUGUUGAUGUUGGCGUAGGCUGGGAACUCUACUAUUUUGGCAACUUUUCUGUAAAUCAA